This is a messenger RNA of Sycon ciliatum, 848 nucleotides long. RefSeq lists its product as uncharacterized. Lineage: Eukaryota; Metazoa; Porifera; Calcarea; Leucosolenida; Sycettidae. The transcript has 5 exons. Bases 138 to 848 code for a protein of 236 amino acids. The record is from RefSeq and is a predicted model, not a curated record.
CUCUGUCUCUUCUUGUUGCAGAGUAUGAGGGUUGUGUCCUAACGGAGGAGGCACUGCAAAGGCAUAGAUUUUACGAUGUUGCAGAGGAUUCUAAAAACAUCUACGAUACAACUCUUCGGCAUGCCGAAAGAAAGGACAUGAAUGUGAUCUGUAAAGAUCCAGUAAAACAACCACAAAACACUGUUUCGACUGUUAAUAUUCGCUGUUCCAACAAGAAUGUUUUCAUUUACGGCAUUCAUGAGGUCUGUAGAAUAGUGCAACAAUGUGAUGCUUACCAAGAGCUUGGCUUGAAUCUAAAAGCUACCCAAGUGGGAAAGAGUGCUACCCUUAAAUGCCAGGAUGGCUAUAGACUGAACCCAAGUGCGAUGCAGCCUUAUAGAACUCAAGGCACUACAGUACUAACUAUCCCAUGUACAAGUGAUGAUGCGCAUAACAAUGGCUUCACUGUUAUCGGGACAUUGUGUUUCAAAAAGGGUAAGUGUGACCGCAGAAGCAUUGCCAAUGGAUAUCUGCCAGAGACAUCUAUCGAUCAAGCCACUGCUGCUACUUGCAACUUUGGUUUUGUACCCACUAGUGUCACCGUAAUGUGUGACAAUGACAAUGGAUGGGAGAAUACCAAUGAAAUUCUGUGUGAACGCAAAUGCGCUGCCAACGGGGUCUAUCCCACAAUGAAAAAUGGAGAGAAAAAUAGAGCUCCUGUCUGUGGAAAUCUAAUACCCGUUCCCGACGUUACUAUCGAGUGCUUCAGGAACUUAUUUAUUGUCCUGAAGAACGGCUUGCGUUAUUCAGGCCCACUUUGUAAACCCAACCAGACUGGUGAGUUAGUCUUCCUAGUGCAUGCUGUUUGA